Messenger RNA from Lindgomyces ingoldianus, 1128 nucleotides. Its product is annotated as Rrp15p-domain-containing protein. Gene Ontology annotation, biological process: maturation of LSU-rRNA; maturation of 5.8S rRNA. The record is from RefSeq and is a predicted model, not a curated record. The transcript has a single exon. Gene Ontology annotation, cellular component: preribosome, large subunit precursor. Lineage: Eukaryota; Fungi; Ascomycota; Dothideomycetes; Pleosporales; Lindgomycetaceae. The coding region runs from base 62 to 958 and encodes 298 amino acids.
GCUAACUUUUUCCCUCGACUCACUUCAACCCUCCAACCCAAUUGCCACAGGUUUCCCCACAAUGCCGUCUACAGCUCUUAAACGCCGAUGGACUGAGGAGGGAAUGCGAGGCAAAAUUCGGAAACCGCAGAAGAAGAUCAAGAGACAGCGACACUAUUACAGCUCGAGCGACGACGAGGAAGGCGCCGCCGACGCUCCAAAGGAUGUUGGGCCCGUGAGCUUUGAUGGCAGUGAUGAAGAGGCAAGGAGACUUGCACAGCCGUUGGAAAAGUCCUCGGCGAAUGCGACGGAGAUAGGGACGAAGAAACCCUCUAGACAUGUUCCGAAGGACGAAGCGGGAGCACUAAGUGAGGACAGUGCAGAUGAAGACGAGCAGGAGGAAGACCAAGUUGAGGACUCAGAUACAGACGUGUCGGAAGCGUCAGAAGGUUCAGAGGUAUCGGAAACGUCGACAACCAAUCAGCGUAAAAUUCGGAAACGAAAUGACCCGGAAGCAUUCGCGACUUCCAUAUCCAAAAUACUAGGCACCAAAUUGACCACACAAAAACGCGCCGAGCCGAUUCUCUCGCGAUCUAAGUCCGCCCAAGAAACGAACAAGACGCUGUCGGACCACAAGUUAACGGUCAAGGCGCACCGAACGCUGCUCGCCGACAAGAAGGCUGCACAGGAAAAGGGACGAGUCAGGGAUGUGCUGGGCCUGGACAAGGCAGAGGUCAGCACGGCAGAGAUUGUGGCGGAAGAGAAGCGGUUGCGUAGGACUGCACAGAAAGGUGUCAUAAAGCUGUUCAAUGCGGUACGAGCCGCGCAGGUCAAAGCAGAGCAAGCGGAGAAGGAUGCGCGACAGAAGGGCGUGGUGGGAAUGGCCAAGAGGGAAGAGGCUGUCAAGGAGAUGAGUAAGCAAGGCUUCUUGGAUAUGAUUACGGGCGGCGGGAAGCAAGAAGGGAGCGUGGAGGCAUGAUCUGUAGCCCUAGUUUGUUCCAAGGCCUUGUUCGAAAGCAGUGCCACCGGAUCAAGGUGAUCAAAAGUCAUGGUGCCAAUGCAUACAUACAUAGCACAUAGAUCUACUUAUAUGACACCCAAAACUGUUUUUGCGCCGACCCACACCUCCGUGGAGAUUGUCCCAUAUCA